CAUCCUCUCUCCAUCUCAGCACGAGUGUGUGUGUGUGUCUCAGUGUGUGUGUUGUCACUCUCCUCCAACCUGCUCCCCGCUCAGCAUGGCCAGAUUUACGCAAAGUGAAAGCAGAAGGGAUCAGCAGCAGCAUCAUCCCCAGCCGACUCAUCCCGCCCCCGUCAACCUGCUUCUACAGCAGCCGCUUCUACAGCAGCCGCUCCUACUUAUCCCUCAUCAGAAUCAGCUCGCGCACAUCCCGGUUCCAAAACCCAUGAACGGACCCGAAACUGUCUCCAUGCACACGGACUGCGGCGCCAUGAAAGACCAGGACGCCAUCAAGCUCUUCAUUGGACAGAUUCCGCGGAACCUCGAGGAAAAAGACCUGAAACCUCUCUUUGAACAGUUUGGGAAAAUCCACGAACUGUCUGUUCUGAAGGACCGAUACACAGGCAUGCAUAAAGGUUGUGCGUUUCUCACCUACUGUGCCCGGGAUUCUGCCAUCAAAGCCCAGAAUGCAUUGCAUGAGCAGAAAACCCUACCUGGGAUGACUCGUCCCAUCCAAGUGAAACCAGCUGACAGUGAGUGUCGUGGAGAGGACAGGAAGCUGUUUGUGGGGAUGCUGAACAAGCAGCAGACAGAGGAGGAUGUGUACCGCCUAUUUGAGCCCUACGGCGCCAUCGAUGAGUGCACCGUACUAAGAGGUCCUGACGGAAACAGCAAAGGUUGUGCAUUUGUGAAGUUCUCUACUCAUUCUGAAGCGCAGUCUGCCAUCAGUUCCCUGCAUGGGAGUCAGACCAUGCCGGGAGCGUCGUCCAGCCUCGUGGUGAAGUUUGCAGACACAGAUAAGGAGAGGACCAUACGGCGCAUGCAGCAGAUGGCUGGACAGUUUGGCAUCUUCAACCCCUCUGUCGCCCUACCUACGUUCAGCAGCUACAGUAGCUAUGCACACGCCUUGAUGCAGCAGCAGCAGGCAGCGGUGAUGGCCGUGUCUCAGGGGGGCUACCUAGCCCCCAGCCUCUCCUUCCCCUCCGCCCAGAUCCACCAGUUGGGGGCGCUAGCAAUGAACGGUCUGCCGCCCAACCCCCUCAAUCUCGUGUCAGGUCUGAGCUCUCCUCCAUCCGCCCUGCCCUCCUCCCUGACCAGCCUGGUGGCCCCAAUGAUGAACGGGUACACCGGCCUCACCCACCAGGCUAACGGGCACCCUCUAGAGACCCUCUACACCAAUGGCCUGCCGACCUACUCCACCCAGAGCCCUACUGCUGCAGACACACUGCAACAGGCCUUUACUGGGGUACAGCAAUACACAGCCAUCUACCCAGCAACUACACUCACCCCUCUAGGUCAGUCACUUUCACAACACCCUCAGGUCAUUGGCCAACAGCAGAGGGAAGGUGAGGGACCAGAGGGCUGUAAUCUGUUCAUCUACCACCUGCCCCAGGAGUUUGGCGAUAACGAACUGAUGCAGAUGUUCCUGCCCUUCGGCAAUGUUAUCUCCUCCAAGGUAUUCAUGGACAGAGCGACCAAUCAGAGCAAGUGUUUCGGCUUUGUGAGCUUUGAUAACCCGGGCAGUGCCCAGGCUGCCAUCCAAGCCAUGAAUGGUUUCCAGAUUGGUAUGAAGAGACUCAAGGUGCAACUCAAACGUCCCAAAGACGCCAGCCGCCCCUACUGACACCCCCCAGCACAGGUUUAAUCAGAGGUAUGGAGGACGUCUUUGAUUGAAUAAGACAUUUUGUGUUGAAUAAGACAUUUUGUGAAAGGAAAAAACAAAAAAGUGAUUCUGUUUUUAAAACAAUGGAAAAUAGACUUCAUAUGGGAGUUGGGAAGACAUCUCUUUUUAUCUUCAAUCAUAUCUGACUGGCAGAGGAGGACUCACAGCUCUGCACCAGUGAAGGUUUGGCAUCACAGAUGAGAGAGCAAUGGGAUGAUGCAUAGGAUAGAACAAGACAUUCAAAACAAACAGAAAACUUUUUUAAAGAUACAAACACACAAAAAAAACUAUUUAGAAUCUUUGGAGACUUGAGAGUGAAGAAGAACACCACAGACAGACUAAGAAACAUUGUUAAAAAUAAUAUGGAUUUAUGAUGAACUCAAAGAGGAGUCUAGUGAACAAAAAGAGACUUCAGGUUUUUCCUACCAUGUAAUGGACAAAUGAGGGUUCAAACUUGAUCUGAGGAUUCUAAGUAUAUCUGGAAAAAAAGAUUUCUUUCUCUGUGAGUCCUGAACCUGCUCUUUCUCAAGUUUCCAUAGCAACCGAGCAAACUGCACCCCCUUGGGAUCUGAGGACCAAAUGUUUUUCUCUUUAACAGUCUUGUACAAAAUACUAACAAUCAUAUAAUACAAUACAGUAUAAUGUUUAGUCUAGUACAAACUAACAAUCAUUAAAUACUUAAAUGCAGUAUUCUACCUUUAGUUUAGUACACAUAACAGUGACAGAGAAGUACUUCAGGUCGGCAUUGGAUUAUUCACCAUCAGUGUACUGCUGACUACUAAGGAGUAUGUAAAUGUAAAAUGGGAUCAUGUAGAAUUCAGUUUGAGAGGUUAGUGAGGAAGAAUGUUGCCCCGAGCUCUAUCUGUGGGAUGGAAUACAUUAUGAAGUGUUUGUUUGUUUGUUUGAAAGCCACCUUUUAUCAUCCUUUUACUGAUAGGCUACACUUUCUCUUUGGGCACUCAGUUUGACCCUUGAACUUUUAGUUUUGUCUCCCUCUGUGCAGCAACCACUCUGAGCCUCCAUUCUAUUCAAAGUUGCCCAUAGGCACAGAUGUAGGAUUAGCUCACUUUGCCCAAAUACUAACCUUAAGCAUUAGGAAGAAAAUGCUAAAGGGGCUAUGUCAUCCUACUUCAUUCUAUUCUGCCUAUAAAGCAAAGGCUAUUGGCUCACAUUCCGUUUCAGAAGCUUACUACAGUUCUCGGCUCAGGGGUUAAAAGGUCUCGAGUCAGGUGUGCCUAAUGUUCGGAUGAGAUUGUCCAUAGAAACUGAUCUUAAGUCAGUUUUCUGGUUAAGGUGGUUAAUGGUAAAAGUUACAAUUUGGGGAGGGCCAGCUGAUCUAAGACCUGUGUGUCCACUUUGAUUAGCCAGUAGAUUUAGCAGGAUAGAUUGCUUCGUUCAUUGAGUCUGUUGACAAAGAAAGUAUUUGUGUAUUUACAUUUCAGGGAUUAUUUUAACUAGGGCCAGGAGUAUUUUCUGGUCAGGUCAAAUGCUCCGGAAAAACUCCUUUAACUUACCAUAACACAAAAAAACACUAGUACAGAUGUAGGAUCUUAAUUUGAGCCAGUUUUCUACAGCAGGAAAAUAGUCCUGCAGCAACAGGACAUUUUAAUUAUUAUGUGGAUUAUACUGUAAUUAAUGGACAUUUUUGUAGAGGUUGAUAACAUUUUUAGUAAGGGAAAACCAAGUCUGAAAUUUCAAAGUAGAAAUGACAAACUUCAGAAGCCUUUUUAAACCUCAAAUGUACCGCAUUGCAGGAAGGUUCUCCUGCAACAGGGUGAUGAAAUUAAGAUCCUACAUCUGUAUGGCACAGGUUAGAAUUUGUUUAUGGCUCAAGCUAUUUUAUCAUUGUCUAACUUCACUGUGACUUUUUUUUUUCAACAUAUAUAACUAUAUGGCUCAUAUCAAUUUGAGCCUGCAUUGCAGUACUAUUCACACUCAUAAAACAGGACUAGCUUUUCUAAAGUAAGUCAGACUCCUCUCACAUAGAUGCUCAUGCUAGAAAGCCUCCCCUCACGUAGAUGUGUGCCGUUUUGAUGGAAAAGACUGGUUGAAUCCAGCCAGUUAUCUUGUGAGGGGAGGCGUCAUCGUCAGCAGCACAGAGCGGUGCAGAGUUAGAGUAGAAAGCCUUCUGAUCCAUUUGAGUCUGACUCCAUUACAUUUUAAGGAGGUGCCUGCAGUCCCCUCUCGCUUGCAUUUGGGUGAAUGUUUUAUUCAGUAUGAAGAGAGGGAGUGGAGACUACUUUACUGGGAGUAGACUUCAAAUCUGCUUUUAAAGAGCUAUACAAGGUCAAAUGUUGAGCACAAGUCAUUCUUUGUGCUGUGCAGGACAGGUUGGGAAUUCUGUCACAGUACCUCCCUCAGGGAACACAAGAAACCAAUGGAGGAACAUCAAAACACACUCUAGAAUACAUUGGAGGAUGAUUCCAAGAGACACUCAAGGAUGGAGGGAGGGAAGGAAGGGAUGUUUUCCAUCUUUUUCCUUCAUUUUUUGGUCAUCACAUAUUCAAUAGUGAACCAUAUUUUCACUAACUCCUAGUGAAUGUUACUGCCUAUAUUACUUACAGACCAUUCCUGACCCUCAUAUAAGUGAAGUUGCCAAGUAAUGUUUAAUCGUUCUAUGAAUUCUAAUAUGUACAUUUAAUUAUCUUGUAACAUUCCUGGCCAGUUGGCAGCCGAGCGAUAAAUAUGAAGUAGCUAUUUUAGUUUAAUCGACAUUAGUUUAUUCACUGUGCACAGAAUCCUAAACCAACCAGAAAUAUGGAUAGACCAAUGCACAUUUGUAUUUAUUUUCAUGGAUUUUAAUCAUUGCCUAAAUCUAGCCUACUUAUCAUUAGCUAACUGCCAGCCUAUUCUAUUUUAUCUGCAUGUCGUUUCCUCUCACAAAUAUGUAUUCAAAGGAAGAAAGUGGCAUUUUGAUUAGAGUCAAGGGUCAACUCCAUUUCAAUCACUUGUCAGUUGAACUGGACAUUAUAACUUCUCUAUAGGAAUGCAGAUAAAUUCCUAUGUCGACUGUGAAGACAGCAAUGUUGGUUUUGAUGAUGCCUCUGUGAAAUGUUUACUGACCAGCAGCCUCUCACCACUGUUCGCAGCCUAGAUAUCGAGAAUUUGUAAUUUGUCAAAUUGCUAUGGUCUGACAGGCUUUAAGCCUUCUCGGGAUUAUAUUUCUAUGGCAAGCAGAGCUUGGCCUGCGACUGGUGCAGGAAGACAGUCAGUCUUAUGUUUGAUUCAGAUCCUGAGGUAACAGCAAUAGUCCUAGUUGCACUAAGAGACAAGCCGUGCACUACAGUAACCUGACAAGUCCUUUGACCUUUGCUUGUCCUGUAAACAUAAAGCAGUAGCCUAAAGGCUAAACGAAUGCUAUUAUUGCCAAGCAGCUGGUUGUAAAUGUACUUGUAUAUUUCUAUGUUCUAUUCAGGUUCUGGGGUUAUAUGCUUUUUCAGGGGUUGGGGGACAUAAAGAUAGUUUACUGUGCUUUUUCUAUAUACAUUUAUUAACAAUUACCUGAAUGAAGCCAUGUUACUUUCUAUCAAAUGACUACCCACUGGGCAAAAAAUGGUUGAAUCAACGUUGUUUCCACGUCAUUUCACCCCCCAAAAUUAAAUGUGAUGAUAUUGAAUCAACGUGAAGAACUGAUUGGAUUUGGAGAAAGUCAUCAACGUGAGGUGAAUCUUGUCUUUUUUUCACCCAACCUUUAUCCCAAAUCCAAUGACAUGGUGAUCUUUUUUGUUGAUUUCAGGUUGAAUUCAUGUUUGUUGACAACUCAACUAAAUGUAAAUCCAAACUUGACGUUUAACUGAUGUCUGUUCUCAGUGGGUACAUGUAUACUUAACAUUCCUACUGCACUACCUCUAUAAGGUGAUGUGUAUAAAUCUUUUUUAAAAACAAGACCUCAAUUUUCAUUUUAAGAUGAUGGAUUUUCAUGUGUUUACUGCCAAAAUCCACCUUCGUCCAUUCGUACUGCUCAACUGGAGGCUUGGAUGACGGGAGGGAGUAGGGGGUCAUGACAUUCUUAUGAAGGACGCCGUAUGAUCAUGUACUAUGUUUUGAAUGCAGUGGGAAAAUACAAUAUAGCUUGAUGUAAAUAGGAGAUCUGUUUUAUUUCAUAAUCUUGUCAGCACACAAAUCUUUUCAGGUAACGGGGCGAGGAGGGGAAGAGGGAUGGAGAGGGGGUGUUUAUGGAGAUACUGUCAGUGGGUGGGGUUGACAUUUGAAGAUGGUGUCUAACGUCAGUGGUUUCUUAGCACAAUAUACAAAAUGUAUAGUCGAUUGAGAGACAGGGACAAGGACACUUGUGGGUAAUGCUGAGGGUAGAAAAGGUGGACAUGAUGAUGUCUGAGAAACCACAGCUCUCUUAUCCUGCCCAUGUCUCUCCUAUACUUGCUGCUUUGACAAUUACAAUUUUCAUAUGGUUUAAUUUAUUUACUUAUUUAUUAGGUCAUAUUUAAUCAAAUGUGUCCUUCUAUUUAUUAUUACCUAUCAUUAUUAUGAUAUUUAUUUUUAUUUCAUGUAUUUUUUUUCUUCAGAUAUCAAUGAUACAGAUUGCUUACUGGGACUUUUUUUCUCUUUCUCCUUUUUCAAUUUUACAAUAAAAUAUUCUAAUAGUA
Salvelinus fontinalis (brook trout) is the source of this 6294-nucleotide messenger RNA. RefSeq names its product CUGBP Elav-like family member 5. Gene Ontology annotation, biological process: mRNA splice site recognition; regulation of alternative mRNA splicing, via spliceosome. The transcript has 12 exons. The record is from RefSeq and is a predicted model, not a curated record. Gene Ontology annotation, molecular function: mRNA binding. Gene Ontology annotation, cellular component: cytoplasm; ribonucleoprotein complex; nucleus. Lineage: Eukaryota; Metazoa; Chordata; Actinopteri; Salmoniformes; Salmonidae. Bases 86 to 1651 code for a protein of 521 amino acids.